AUGAGGAACAUAAACAUGGCCCUCCAUUUUCUUGCUCUAAUUAUUUUGCUUGGACUAGCAAAAUCCAUCAAUGCUCAAGAAGUAGAGGAUGAAAGGGAAUUUGACUAUGCAGUAAAUAGUCCAAAGGGCCCAAACAAUUGGGGUAAAAUAAAGAAAGAUUGGGUAAAAUGCAAUGAGGGGACUAUGCAAUCUCCCAUAGACCUGAGCCAUGAGAGGGUUAGGAUAAUUUCCACAACUGAGGAGAAGAAUUACACAGCCUGUAAUGCUACCAUCACCAAUAGGGGCCAUGAUAUACAGAUGAAAUUUCUUGGGGAUGCUGGAUUAAUGACGAUUAAUGGGACUAAUUAUCAUCUUGUGUCUGCCCAUUGGCACUCUCCUUCUGAACACACAAUCAAUGGCAGAAGGUAUGACAUGGAGCUGCACUUGGUACACGUAAGCACAGAUCUUCAAGUGAAAAAUAAUAUAUCAGUGCUUGGAAUGCUUUACAAGAUUGGCAAACCUGACAAAUUUCUCUCCAUGAUAGUGAGAAAUGUAUCUUCAAUAAUGGACGAGCAGCACAGAGAGAGUCCACUGGGAAUGGUUGACCCUGCAAAAAUUAACAGUCGCAGUAAAAAGUAUUUUAGAUACCAGGGGUCACUUACUGUUCCUCCUUGUACUGAGGGUGUUAUUUGGACCAUCAAUAAAAAGGUGAAAACUGUUUCUAGACACCAAGUUAAUUUGCUUAGAGAAGCUGUUCAUGAUUAUGCAGAGAGGAAUGCAAGGCCACUGCAGGCAAAGAACAGCAGAGAUAUUUACCUUUAUGGGCCAGGGGUGAAUUAA
Messenger RNA from Striga hermonthica, 819 nucleotides. Lineage: Eukaryota; Viridiplantae; Streptophyta; Magnoliopsida; Lamiales; Orobanchaceae. The record is from the annotation of a GenBank genome assembly.